Molecule: messenger RNA, 2980 nt
Organism: Podarcis muralis (Common wall lizard)
Lineage: Eukaryota; Metazoa; Chordata; Lepidosauria; Squamata; Lacertidae
Gene: CEP95
Product: centrosomal protein 95
Cellular component (GO): spindle pole; centrosome
Source: RefSeq, a predicted model, not a curated record
UAUCCCUGGGCAUCGCUUAAGGGCGAAGGAAGCGGGAGGUGAGGGGGCCGCUCGUUUGGGCCCGGCUGCGGGAGAUUGUCGCCUCAGCGUCCCAAGAUGGGCGCCGCUGAAAGAGAAUGGGUCAAUGUUGCCAAUGAUCUCCUGACAAAAUGUAACAUAGAUCUGCACGUUAGCAAUCUCUCUGACUGUGGAGCUAAAGUGUUUAUUCAUCUUUAUGAAUCGAUAUUGGGAGAGACAGUGCCAGAUGUCAUAGCCACACCUCUUUGCCCUGAAGAUGAUGCCCAUAAUGUGCAGGCAGUGAUAGAUUCUUUGGCUUUGGACUACUUGCAGAUCAGCUUAUCGCAUAUAACUGGGGAGAACAUUGUGAGAGGAAAUAAGGAGUCCAUCAGAAAUCUCUUGGAAAUAUUUGAUGGCUUGCUCGAGUACCUGACAGAAGAAAUCAGUGAGACGGCUUCUCAGAAUGGCGAAGAUCUUAACCAGAGGGCUGAAGAUGAAGUCCAUACUACCGGUCUUGAAGAGGAAGAAGGUGGUGUUCAUGAUGUGCCAGUUCCCUCCCUGACACUUCCGUCUGCCUCGGGGUCUUCUCGGUCGUCAGAGAUAGACGUUCCAUCAUACAAGGUAGACGGUUCGGAAUCUACAAGUGAGCUCAUUAAGCUUGGCGACACUGCUUAUUUGUUUUCUCUAAGAAAUGAAGAGUUACCUGCAGAAAGAGACAUCUCGAAGAAGAUUACAAAACCUGAAGAUCUUGUGGCUUUUGGGGGACCAUCUAGUGGCAGAAGAGCUCUUGUCAGAGAAACUCAAGGAACAGCCAAAUCUGCUUUGUCGUCUAAGGAGCAGCUGUGUUCUAAUGCAAAAAAGCUUGGGGAACCAAUCCGCCCAGCUAUUCCUUUGCAGCCACCAUUCCAGCCUUCCGCAUCCAGGCCCUCUUACCUAACUGAAAGAGGCGCUGGGAGUUCAGGCAGACGUUCGCCGCCGGCUAAACCUUGCAGACUUGCGUCCUCUGAUCCUGCAGAGCCCCUUGGGGAAGAGUCUGGAACUCUCUCAAGUGACAUCCUUUCCUUAUCCACAAUCACUUCCGCUGUAGAUAAUGAACCUACAUCUGAAACUGGUGUGAAUGAAGAAGCUGAUGAGCCAGUGCUAGAAGACACCAUAGAUGAUGCAGGAAAGGAAAGGAAUGAGAAUGUUCCAUACACACCAGCUCCUUGCUUUGAGAAGGACAGGUUGCCACAGUUUGCAACAAAGCAAAGCACAAGACCAAAACAAAGGAAUCUGCUUCCUGGGAAAAGCCAGAAAGAACGCUCCAUCACAGACUCGCUUGCAGAGGAAGCUUCUUCACACCAAACGGCAAAGGAAAAGCUGUCUGAACAGGAGCUGAAGGAGAUGUCGGACAAACUGUCCCGCAGGAUGAAUGAACUAGAAGGAAUGUUAAAGCAUGCUCUGGGCGAGCAAAGCAAGGAGGAGGAGGAAGAGUCAUCAGCCGAUGAAGAUAAUCUUUCUCAGCACAGCGAUAGCAUCAUGGAUUACCGCCGAAGGAAACCGGAAUCGGGUGUGCUACGUUUCAGAAGGGCACCCAGCAGACGGCGGUCACUUUCUGCUUCACCCCCUCCGUCAAGCCACCACCUAACCCCUGAAUCGGGUGGUGCACUUUGGAAAGAUGUACGAGGGCCAAUGGGAAGAAUGCGCGACCGUGUGCAAAAGGAAAAAGACCAGAGGAAGUUAAGAGCAAAGCUCUUGACCAAAGCCUACGAGGAUGAAUUAAGAGCUUACGAGGCUCGUGAGAGAUUCGAACUGGCAGAGCUGAAAGCCAAGGCCAAGGAAAUUGAACAAAAGUACAAGGAGAAAUUAUUUAAAGAACCUCCAAGAGCCUCGCAAGCAGCAAAGAUUUAUUCUAGAAAAAAUGGUCCUCGGAAUCCCAAACUCAGCCAGUGGAUUUCAAGAGGAGGGUUUGCAAAGCCAAAGAAAGCAGCUCCAAUAAAGGUCAAGGAGAACGACCUCUUGCCUCUGCUCUUGGAGGAUUUCCCCCACCUACACAUUUCCCGCCCUGUCAUGAACAAGAUGUGGCACCAGCAGCUGGCACAGAUAGACCAUCUGAAGUCAACCGGCAGUAAAAACAAAUUCAAACUGCAGAGUGAAGCACUAGAAACAUUGAAAAGGCAUGAACUGCUUGUUGACCUCAUUAAGAAAGAGCAGGCUCAUAACAGGAGACUGCAAGAGUUGAAGCAACACAUUAAUCGGCAGAAAUGUGCCCAGAACAAAAUGAAGGAGAGACGACAGCAAAUUGUCCGAGCCAAAAAGUACUACCAGGAUUACAGAGUUCAGCUGCGGGCAAAGAUGAUGAGAGCCAGGACACGCGAGGAACGUAUAUUUAAAAACCUGUUUGAAGAAGGCUUGGAAAUUCAGAAGCAGAGACUGCAUGAGCUGAGAUCGUAUGCCAAGGACAAGCGAGCUGAGCAGAAGAGAGAACAUCAGGCUGAGCUAGAGGCCAUGGAGUGCUACUAUAAGGACCAGUUUUCAAUGCUGGCAGAAGCUGUUUCUGAAGAACGUCGAGAAAUCCAAACAAGAGAGAAAGCACAGGCAACAACAUUAAACAAAGUGAAACGUGAGCUGAGAUCAAAGAUGGAGAAGGAGAUUAAAGAACUGCAGGACAUGAUCACACGUGAUGAUGAUGAUUCAUUCUUCCGAGAACUGGAAGCUGAUCGCCUAAAAACCAGACUCCUAGUGGCUUCCUUUCAAUAUAGCAAAAACUACCAGUUCCUUUAAGUGUUGGAAUGCCUCUUAUUUCUGGCAAAUAUGCUUUUUAUAUUUAAAAAUGAUACUAGGCGGUAUGCAACCUGAAGUAUGAAGUUAGUAGCUUGUUUUGCUGCCCCGAAUCCAUAGACUGUUACAGUGUCAUGGAAAUAUUGAACUGAUCUUUUCAAAAUGAUUUUUUAAAAAACAAGACUUUUUCAAUAAAGGUUACCUUCUCAACCGUCAAAACUAA